Rhododendron vialii is the source of this 3125-nucleotide messenger RNA. RefSeq names its product histone-lysine N-methyltransferase CLF. Gene Ontology annotation, biological process: chromatin remodeling. Gene Ontology annotation, molecular function: histone methyltransferase activity; protein binding. The coding region runs from base 16 to 2691 and encodes 891 amino acids. The transcript has 18 exons. Lineage: Eukaryota; Viridiplantae; Streptophyta; Magnoliopsida; Ericales; Ericaceae. The record is from RefSeq and is a predicted model, not a curated record. Gene Ontology annotation, cellular component: PcG protein complex.
CAAGUGUUUUUACACAUGGCCUAUGGGCAUUUCAUGAAUAAUGUAGGAGUUCCACAGAGAGUCCAUGGUAGAUUCAAAUUACAAAAUACGCUUGCAGAUGAAUUUCCGACGACGUAUAUUGGACACGGAUCCCCUACUUAUAUGGCGGGGAUGCAAGUAAUGAACCCAGCUCCUAUAGAACUUUUAUCAGUUAUUGAUUCUUUAAAGAAACAAGUUGCUGCUGACCGUUGUCUUUUUAUAGAGAAAAGAAUGGAAGAAAAUAGGCUAAAGUUGGUUGAUGUCAGUACCCAUCUUUUUAAGUUAUCACUGGAAAGAAGAAAUGACAAGGUAAUCGGCAUUGAUAAGAGCAUAGACCUACUGACAAAGAGGCAGAAAGACGCAAUUGAUAUGCAAAAUGGCAUUGACAUAACUAACGGGGAUAUGGAUAGUAGUAGCUCACAAGAAGAUUGCCAUGCGUCUUCAGCAAUUUUGCUAGGAUCUAGUAUAGCAGUCAAGAAUGCUGUUCGCCCUAUCAAGCUCACAGAAGUUAAAAGACUACCACCUUAUACUACUUGGAUUUUCUUGGAUAGGAAUCAAAGAAUGACAGAGGAUCAAUCUGUAGUUGGUCGAAGGAGGAUAUAUUAUGAUCAGAAUGGGGGUGAAGCUCUAAUUUGCAGCGAUAGCGAGGAAGAAAUAAUCGAGGAAGAAGAAAAGAAAGAAUUUGUGGACUCUGAAGAUUAUAUUCUUCGAAUGACCAUAAAUGAAGUUGGUUUAUCGGAUACUGCAUUGGAUGCACUAGCUCAGUGCUUUUCCAGAAAACCUUGUGAAAUCAAGGAGAGAUACGAAGUUCUUAGUAAGGGAGAAAUUUCUGUAGAGGACCACUGGAAUUCAUUUCUUGAUAAAGAUCUUGAUGCGGCUCUGGAUUCUUUUGACAAUUUGUUUUGUCGCCGAUGUCUUGUCUUUGAUUGCCGAUUGCAUGGAUGUUCCCAGGAUCUCGUCUUUCAGGCUGAGAAUACACUUCCAGGGAGCUGUGCAGAUGACGAAAAUGUACCAUGUGGCCCACUUUGCUAUAAACUGGUUCUAAAUUCAGGAUGCAAUGCUACUAUAACUUCUCCCAUGCGAACCAAUUCUCAAGAAAAACCAGUCCCUUCCUCUGAUGGGACUGGGGCUCCGAUCUCCGGGAUAAAAUCUCUGGGUCCAUCUGUACGAAGGAGGGAAAAAUCAUGUCAAAGUGAAAGUGCUUCAUCAAAUGCAAAAAACAUGUCAGAAAGCAGUGACUCAGAGGCCAGACCUAAAAGGCAGAAGAAAAUGGUGGCUUCUGACUCUGAUACUCUUGGGUCGAGAGAUAUGAAGCUUCGAUCUACUUCUCGUAAGGAAAAUGAAGAUGCUAGUUCUUCACAGAAACUGAAGUCUUCAAGUGCUGGAAAGGCUUGUAGGAAGGACUCAACAAUAGUUGACGGUCAAAAAAAUGUGCAGCGGGAGGUUCCUUUUGGUUCAUCAAAUGAGAUUAUUAGUAACCGACCAGCUUGUCGUGAUGACACCUUGCGGAAAGAAGAGUUAGUGGGCGAAAAUAUUUGUAAACAAGUAACAAGUGACAGGAAAUCAUGGAAACCUAUGGAGAAAGCCCUUUAUGAAAAAGGUGUUGAGAUAUUUGGAAGGAAGAGCUGUUUAAUUGCUAGGAACCUUAUGAAUGGAAUGAAGACUUGUUCAGAAGUAUUCCAAUACAUGAAUUGCUCUGAGAAUGGAAUAUUCUCUCGAGCAGGUGAUGGUGCAGAUUCUCUGCUUGACGGCUUCUCCAAGGUUGAUUGUAAUGACACCACGAGUAAUAAAGUUAGAAGAAGAUCAAGGUUUUUACGGAGGAGAGGUAAAGUUCGUCGGUUAAAGUACUCAUGGAAGUCUGCUGGGUACCACUCAAUGAGAAAGCGGAUUUCAGAGAGGAAAGAUCUUCCUUGCCGGCAAUACAAUCCCUGUGGGUGUCAAUCUUCCUGCGGGAAGGAGUGUCCUUGCCUUCUAAAUGAGACCUGCUGUGAAAAAUACUGCGGAUGCCCAAAGACUUGUAAAAAUCGCUUCAGAGGCUGUCAUUGUGCCAAAAGCCAGUGUCGGAGUCGUCAAUGUCCAUGCUUUGCCGCUGGCCGAGAAUGUGAUCCAGAUGUUUGCAGGAAUUGCUGGGUCAGCUGUGGUGAUGGCACUCUUGGGGUUCCCUCUCAAAGAGGUGAUAAUUAUGAAUGUAGGAACAUGAAGCUUCUUCUCAAACAGCAACAAAGGGUUUUACUUGGAAGAUCUGAUGUAUCUGGCUGGGGAGCUUUCUUGAAGAAUAGUGUUGGCAAACAUGAAUACCUUGGCGAGUAUACCGGUGAAUUGAUCUCGCAUCGAGAAGCAGACAAACGUGGCAAGAUCUAUGACCGUGAAAAUUCUUCGUUUCUCUUUAAUCUCAAUGAUCAGUUUGUUCUUGAUGCUUUCCGGAAGGGUGACAAAUUGAAGUUUGCCAACCAUUCGCCAAAUCCGAAUUGCUAUGCUAAGGUCAUGAUGGUUGCUGGGGAUCACAGGGUUGGAAUAUUUGCUAAAGAAAGAAUUAGUGCGGGGGAGGAACUCUUCUAUGACUACCGUUACGAGGCAGACAGAGCUCCUGCUUGGGCGAGGAAGCCUGAAUCGUCUGGUUCUAAAAAAGAGGACACUGCUCCUUCAAGCGGUCGUGCUAAGAAGCUUGCUUAACUGAGUAUUUAUAUUAACCCUAAUUGAAUUUUUUUCACCCCCUUUUUGACCGUUCUUUUUGAGAUAGAAGCCUCGUUACCAUUGACAUCCGAGGAAAGGUAGAUUCUCAGUCAUUCAGUUGCCGGAGAGGCCAUUGUUCUCUCCUCUAAUUAACUUGUCUAAUUUUGUUUUCCCCAUUCAUGCUUACUACUGGAGAGCUGAGUUUAUUGACCCAAGCCGGAAUGCAUAGAAAGCUUUUAGUGACUCCUUACCAUUUCUUACACAAUUGUUUACAUGUUAAACAGAGAAUUGGUGGAUGUGAUCUGAUGAAGUAUGUUUAUCAGAAGUAUGUUUAGGCUAACUAUGAAUUGAAGGUUGCUUUAUUCGUAAGAAACUCUCCAUGACAUUUUUUUCCAGUGGAAAAUUAUUCAAAACCAGCAUUUUCGUAUUGGAAA